Purpureocillium lilacinum is the source of this 1182-nucleotide messenger RNA. Lineage: Eukaryota; Fungi; Ascomycota; Sordariomycetes; Hypocreales; Ophiocordycipitaceae. The record is from RefSeq and is a predicted model, not a curated record.
AUGGCCCGGACGUCAAACCCACGGAAGGCGAAGGUGAAAGCGGGGCGAAAGGCGAGGCUCGCAGGGGCACCAAAAGGGGCAUGGCCAGGGGCUGGGCCAGAGGGGCGUGCAAAGCCGACCACCAUGCGAGUUGCCCAGCGCAUGCGACAGAACGCGAUGAACGAAGCGGAGCUGCGUGCUAACGCUCAGACGAUUCUCUCGACGAUCCACCAGUCCCGACCAAAAACUACGACCUCGGCGUACGGGCCGAAACAAGAGGAGUUCGAUCAAUUUUGCCAACGCAAACAGUACAGCGACGGCGCUACGGUUACGGAGGAGAAGCUUCUCCUCUUCCUCGUCGACGAGGUAGCAGGCCGGCCCUUGAGGGUACGGAGUCGCAAAGCCGCCGCCGGCACCCCGCAGGACGAGACUCGGCUGGCCUGGCGGUCCGUCCGAACAUAUGUUACCGCAAUUACGGAUCUUUACCGGACACAAAAGGCCCUUGGAAUGAAUACGCACCCGUCGCCUCGCGAAGACAACGUACGAGAGUACCUCAAGUCCCUACAACGUCGGGAUGCCCAGCGGGACAAGGAGAAUUAUGCCGAUAAAGGCCGCGAUACGCUUCUCGAUGGCUACUCGGAGUCCGAAUUUGAGCGUGUAUGCCAUGAGCUCUGGGUCCACAGCGCGACAUCGACUGAGUGCCAUUUUCGGACCCUCGUGGAUCUCCUCUUCGGCCAUUAUCUCCUCACCCGCGGCGGCGAUCGUCGGGUCGCGGAGAUCUCAGACCUCUUCACGUUCGAGUUUGCUGGUGAGGGUUCGACCCGCUGCAUGCCGCUCAUCUUCACGACGCGAGCCGGCAAGCAGAACCAGCACGGGCGCCUCGAGACUGCCGGUGCGUAUCGGAAUAGGAACCCGCUUAUCUGCAUCUUGGGUGGCCUCUCGUUUUACCUCCUGUGUCGUUGGGAUCUCGGUAGUGAGCCAUUUCCCGAUUUCAGCCGGCGCUCCGCGUGGUACGAUAUCCGCCUUAUCAAGGGUAACGGCACUGACCGAACGGCGGCCUUCUCGUACAACUCACAGCGCGACUGGGUUGUCAAAGCUUUCGCUUACGCUGGGGUCACGUCGCAGAAGAAGACACACGUCGUGAGGAUCAGAUCCGCCGGGCUGGUCGUUGGAAUCAAGAGCAGAUGGUCGGCUGCUAUUUGA